Zeugodacus cucurbitae (melon fly) is the source of this 2976-nucleotide messenger RNA. RefSeq names its product raf homolog serine/threonine-protein kinase Raf. Gene Ontology annotation, molecular function: ATP binding; protein kinase activity. The record is from RefSeq and is a predicted model, not a curated record. Gene Ontology annotation, biological process: signal transduction; protein phosphorylation. The transcript has 6 exons. Lineage: Eukaryota; Metazoa; Arthropoda; Insecta; Diptera; Tephritidae. The coding region runs from base 614 to 2737 and encodes 707 amino acids.
AAUUCAAUGUCACACAAUACCAUCAGAAGAAAAAAUAAUUCAACAAUAUUUAAUUAUAAUGCUUUUAAAUAGUGUAAAGCAGUGAUUAAAGCAUUUUAUUUAGAGCGUUUUCAAAGAAUUUCUGAUAAGUUAAACGAUUUGGUUUGGUGCUAUUAGGCCAAUUAGGCUCAAAGCUACAUAAGCAUAUACAAGUUAUGAAUGAUUAUCUUCAUUUAAUAACUACUUAACAAAGUACUAAGAUCAGUAACUUAAAUUCCUAAUUUGACUCAAAAUAUUUAGAAGUUACGAAGAACUUAACGCCAAGUAGAAAUAUAUAAAGUAACUAAAAUCUUUGAAAAACAACAAAAAUAACUCGUAUAAGUAAACUUGAUCAUACAUAUCUAAGAGAAAAUAAAACAGCUGACUUAUAGAUGGAAUUAGAAUAAACCCACACACACCCGUGAUUGGCAAAUGUGUACUGUGGAACAUGAAUUUGCCUUGUUGGGUAGAUGUGAAAGUUAAAAAUUAAAACUACAUACCAAUAACUACAAUCGAAUAAUCGAAUUGAAGUGUCGUGUUCUUAUUAGUUCUAGCGUGAACACAAAAAGGUAUUUUUAAAAUUCUGAACGACAAUAUGUCUAGCACUUCUUCUACCGACGACAGUGGGGAUUUAUUCGAUCCUCUCGCCGAUGAGCUCCAAAAUGUUCAAUCUGUAAUACAUGUUACACGUGAAAAUAUAGAUGCCCUUAAUGCAAAAUUUGCAAAUUUACAAGAACCGCCACCAAUGUACAUAACAGAAUAUCAAGAACUUACUUCAAAACUUCAUGACUUAUAUGUAAAGGAACAUGAACUUAUCGAGCAACUUAGUAGCCAGGAAGAAGAAGCAAACAAAAUUGAUCAACAAAAAAGCCAGCAUGAAUUUAGUAAUCACCAACCUCAAUAUCAGAAUCAUCAACAUACACAUUUAGCAUCAAUUGAUAUGACGGAUUCUUAUGCGGCAAACAGUAAUAACGGAAGUCGAUGCAGUACUUUGACUCGGCCACCAAAAGUGCUGCUGCGAGCUCAUUUGCCUAAUCAACAGCGAACAUCUGUUGAAGUUGUACCAGGUGUCCGAUUACGUGAUGCCCUUAUGAAAGCGCUUAAAUUACGACAACUUAAGCCAGAUAUGUGUGAAGUUUCUGCAACCGAUAGUGGGCGUAGUAUUAUUCCAUGGGACACUGAUAUUAGCUCACUUAUGGUGGAAGAAAUUUAUGUACGAUUGUUGGAUAAAUGUCCAAUAAUGACUCAUAUAUCCCACCAGUUUAUAAGAAAGACAUUUUUUUCAUUGGCUUUUUGUGAGGGCUGUCGUCGUUUGCUGUUUAGUGGUUUUUACUGCAGCCAGUGCAAUUUUCGGUUCCAUCAAAGAUGCUCUGAUAAAGUACCUACACUUUGUCAACAAUUUCCUAUGGAUAUUUCGUAUUAUCAACGACUUUUGGCGCAAAACCCCGAAAAUUUUGUUGGAAUAUUACAUCCAGGGAGGAAUGCAGUAUUAAGUCAAGGAAGACACCCUCGCACAAUUAGUCAACAAGAUCGCUCAAACUCGGCUCCGAAUGUUUGUAUAAAUCGACCAUUAACAGAAGCACAACGUUGUUUAGUGCAGAACCAUGUUCCUCUACAGCAUCCAGGCAGCGAUCAUCCUAACUCAACACAGGCCUCACCCACCGGCACGUUGAAAACAAUAAAGCGACAAAGAGCUCGGUCUGCGGACGAAAGCAAUAAAAAUCUAUUGUCGCCCCGUGACGGAAAAGGUUCUGAAGAAAAUUGGAAUAUUCAAGCGGAGGAAAUAUUGAUUGGGCCAAGAAUUGGUUCUGGAUCUUUUGGAACAGUGUAUAAAGCUCAUUGGCAUGGUCCUGUGGCUGUGAAAACACUGAAUGUGAAAACUCCAAGUCCUGUUCAACUGCAGGCAUUUAAAAAUGAAGUCGCUAUGUUAAAAAAGACGCGACAUUGCAAUAUACUUUUGUUUAUGGGUUGUGUCUCUAAACCGUCAUUAGCAAUUGUAACUCAAUGGUGUGAAGGUUCUAGUCUUUAUAAACAUAUACACGUAAAUGAAACCAAGUUUAAACUUAACACAUUAAUUGACAUCGGCAGACAAGUUGCGCAAGGAAUGGAUUAUCUCCAUGCAAAAAAUAUCAUUCAUAGGGAUCUAAAAUCUAACAAUAUAUUUUUACAUGAAGAUUUGUCUGUAAAGAUAGGCGAUUUCGGUUUGGCCACUGCAAAGACGCGCUGGUCUGGAGAAAAGCAAGCUAAUCAACCUACUGGCAGUAUUUUAUGGAUGGCUCCGGAAGUGAUACGCAUGCAAGAACAGAAUCCUUACUCUUUCCAAUCGGAUGUUUAUGCCUUUGGUAUUGUUAUAUACGAGCUAUUAGCUGAAUGUUUACCAUAUAGUCAUAUCAACAACAAAGACCAAAUUUUGUUUAUGGUUGGGAGGGGAUUGCUACGACCUGAUAUGACUAAAGUGCGUGCAGAUGCCCCACAGGCUUUGAAACGUCUGGCCGAGGAUUGCAUUAAAUAUGAUCGAAACGACCGCCCACUAUUUCGACCACUACUGAACAUGUUGGAAACUAUGUUAAGAGCAAUGCCGAAAAUUCACCGCAGUGCUAGUGAACCAAAUAUGACGCAAACACAGUUGCAUAGUGAAGAUUUCUAUCAAUGCCCCAGUCCUAAAACUCCAGUUAACUUCAGCAAUUUCCAGUUUUAUAAUAGUGCGGGUAAUAUCUAGCGAUGCUGAUCCGAUAUUACUAUUGUGAUAACCAAAAUGCGGGACAGACGAUAUCCCUUAUGAACUCUGGAAACUUGUGUACGUAACCUUGACUAUGAAACAAAGGGCAAAGAAAGUUUAAACUAUAUAUAUUUAAAAAUCUGUGGGCCUUUGUUGAUGGACACAACAGAUACUUAAAAUAAUAUUUACUUUUCUCCAAGUCUGAGCUAAAAUAGAUUAUGAGUUAAUAUACAAAUACA